AUGGCUUCCCAAAAUGCAUCUGAUCUCCCUAACCAAGAGAAAUUACAAGGUGGAAAACAAGCCAAACCCAACGAUGAUGCUGAAACAUCAUGGGAUGCAGUGCUUCCCUACACUGGUCUGCUUGGUCGUGAAGACGAAUCAGUAGAUCUCUUCUCGUUUGUGACAAACGACGUCGAGCUAAGAAAUGGGCAAUUUGAUCGCAAACAAUGGCCACCUACAAAAGCCGGUUUGAGACAAUUACUCAGCCAUUUGCAGGAAAUUGCCAUCCAGCAUGGCAGUGAUUUCAACGUGGACAUUUCCAGGGGCGGGUUGAUAUGCAAACGAUGUCGCAAGAACCACACGGAGAAGAAAAACGAAAUCAAACAGAAGAAGAGGAAGCAAUCCGAUGACCAUGAUGAACCAACAAAAACCCGAGCUAUCCAUACUUCAAAGGACAACACUUCAGAGAACAAUAAGUUCUGCAAUUGUCGAAUACGAAUGUUAAUUCAUAAGCAGGAUAAGCCUGACGGGUACAUCUAUGUCUCCUGUAAGGGUGUGAAGUGUCACAUAUAUCAUCCCAGAGAAGACAGUAAGCAAUUUUCCUUCAAACUAAAUCAGCUCCUCGCGGAUCAGCAAACAAAAAAUCUACGGAUCCAAUCGCGAGACGACAUUCAAACGAAGGCGAUGAAUAUCCACCGGCUUUGCGGCACCAAUCAGAAGAGCGCCAAUAUAGUGGUAGCGACCAUGGCCGAACUUGAACGGUUCCUCAAUCAACAAAAGAACAUCGCCGCCGCAAAAGCACAACAAGCUCGGAAGCGUGAAGCCGAUAGUGCGGCUGCCCUACUUACAAUACGAGAAACCCAAAAAGGUUCAAAGAAGGCGAGGAAGGAGGAAAAGAGCGAUUGCAAAUAG
Cylindrotheca closterium is the source of this 891-nucleotide messenger RNA. NCBI's taxonomy places the organism in Eukaryota, Bacillariophyta, Bacillariophyceae, Bacillariales, Bacillariaceae. The record is from the annotation of a GenBank genome assembly.